CACCCGUGUUGGACCACCUUCCUCCGGAGCGUGGGUCGUAUUCCCGCCAUCUUUCACGAGUAUAAGAGGGAGCAGCCCUCGGACCAAGCACUUCAGUCCUCUUCAAGAAACUACACAGGAUACAAGAAUGGCUCUCGAACGUCAAGUGCGCGCCAAGAUCGCUGCAAAGCGUAAUCCAGAGCAGGAAAAAGAAGCUCAAGAAUGGAUCGAGUCUAUUUUGGGCAAAAAAUUCCCACCUGGUGAACUGUUCGAGGAUGUUAUUAAGGAUGGACAAGUGCUGUGUCACCUGAUGAACAAGAUUUCCCCAGGAUCGAUCUCAAAGAUCAACAGUUCUGGUGGUCAAUUCAAAAUGAUGGAAAACAUCAACGCAUUCCAGAAAGCUCUAAAGGAUUAUGGCGUAGCUGACGUUGAUGUAUUCCAAACAGUCGACUUGUGGGAGAAAAAAGACAUCGCACAGGUUGUGACGACUCUCUUUGCUCUUGGUCGUACGACAUAUAAGCACCCAGAAUGGAAAGGACCCUAUCUAGGACCCAAACCAGCUGAUGAAUGUAAACGUGAUUUCACUGAGGAGCAACUGCGUGCUGGGCAAACUGUGAUUGGUCUGCAAGCCGGUUCCAAUAAAGGUGCUACCCAAUCGGGUCAAAGCAUUGGUGCCACCCGCAAAAUUCUUCUAGGAAAGUAAAUCCUAAUUGGCUGGUUUAGAUCCGAGAAAAAUUUAUAUUUUGUAUGUACGUGUAUAUAUAUAUUGUACUUAUUUUGUAUUUUGUAAUUAAAUAAUAUAUAUAUAUAUAACAUAUAUUUAUAAUUU
Apis florea (little honeybee) is the source of this 808-nucleotide messenger RNA. RefSeq names its product muscle-specific protein 20 transgelin (gene Mp20). The record is from RefSeq and is a predicted model, not a curated record. NCBI's taxonomy places the organism in Eukaryota, Metazoa, Arthropoda, Insecta, Hymenoptera, Apidae. Gene Ontology annotation, cellular component: actin cytoskeleton. Gene Ontology annotation, biological process: actin filament organization. Gene Ontology annotation, molecular function: actin filament binding.